AUCGAAUGCCGCAGCUUCAAGUUGGACUUACAAUUGAAAGCCAAACCUACGGGACGCGUCAGAAGAAUCGAUCAUCGUGAUGAGUUCUGAAGAUCGUGUACAAGUGGCUGCUUCCUUCAUCCUUCAAUCGCCCCCAGGAGAGAUUAAUGACGUCUUGAACGAUGUUCGUGUCAUCGUAGAUGAUGACGCGGGAUUGGAGGAAGGCAUCCUUCCUGCCCUUCGGGAAUAUAACAUCGCGCAGUUCACAACGGUCGAAGUGCCAGGUGAACACCAUCAGACAAUAGUUAGCGAAUUUGCGCGUGUACCCGGCACCGAAGAAGAACGCUAUCUAGACCCACGAUCUAAAACUUCUUUUGUUUUCAACCACUUGACUCUAGAAGCCACUGAUCCUCAGUCGGAGGAGCCUUCCGAGGCUGAGCCUCAGCGUGCUGCGUUGGAAUCUGCUGCUUUGUCGUACUUGGGCUCACACUACCACGAUGGAGUUGCUACUGUGCUAGCCAUGUCGACCACCCAAUUCGCUAUUCAGAUCGUCUCCAAUAAAUACAAUCCAUCAAAUUACUGGGCUGACUUGGAGAGUAGGACCAUACAGGGAAGAGUCCUCGUAAAUGUUCACUACUAUGAACAAGGCAAUGUCCAACUCAGUACAUCGAAUGACUCGUCAAUAUCAAUACCAGCUACUGUGUCAUCACUAUCUCCUGCAUCAUCGGCAUCCAAAAUAUUUGCAUUGAUCGAGGCUGAAGAGUCGCGAUGCCAGACAUUCCUGAAUGAUGCAUAUCAUGAGAUGGGAGAAAAGGCAUUCAAAGGGUUGAGGCGCGCCUUGCCCCUGACGCGACAAAAGAUAGACUGGGAUAAGACUAUGGGAUAUAAACUGGGCGCUGAACUUACCGCUAGCAAUCGUGCCUUCGGCGCCCAACCUCGAUAAUGGUCACAUCAGCAGUCGUCCGGUUUCGAGGGAUACCACUUAUCUGUAGUUGUAUUCUGUGGAAAUGAAAAACCAUUUCACUGAAAUGACGCAUAUAUCUAACUUGCAAUUUGACAAAUAUUUUAGCGCGCAUGUUAACAACCUCACUCGCACAUAGUUCUCUAUGGCGUCAUCUUUUAUUUCG
This is a messenger RNA of Suillus subalutaceus, 1106 nucleotides long. RefSeq names its product F-actin-capping protein subunit alpha. The transcript has 9 exons. NCBI's taxonomy places the organism in Eukaryota, Fungi, Basidiomycota, Agaricomycetes, Boletales, Suillaceae. The coding region runs from base 80 to 922 and encodes 280 amino acids. Gene Ontology annotation, cellular component: F-actin capping protein complex; actin cortical patch. The record is from RefSeq and is a predicted model, not a curated record. Gene Ontology annotation, biological process: actin cytoskeleton organization; barbed-end actin filament capping. Gene Ontology annotation, molecular function: actin filament binding.